Musa acuminata AAA Group (dessert banana) is the source of this 840-nucleotide messenger RNA. RefSeq names its product protein RKD1-like. Gene Ontology annotation, molecular function: DNA-binding transcription factor activity. The transcript has 3 exons. The record is from RefSeq and is a predicted model, not a curated record. The coding region runs from base 1 to 840 and encodes 279 amino acids. Lineage: Eukaryota; Viridiplantae; Streptophyta; Magnoliopsida; Zingiberales; Musaceae.
AUGGAUCGCAAACCCGCUGCGAAGCCCCCUUUAUUCUUCGGCAUGGAUCUCGACCGCAUGAACAAUCUCAUGUUACUGGAGGAGAAGUUCUUCUCGGAGUGGCCUCACUAUGGAGAUUCCCUCCCUGAAGUCCCUUAUCUCCUCAGUGGGACGGACGAUCUGGUGCCGCUGCCGGAGAGUCUCGACCCGUUCGACGACACCUUGGGGUUCUCACCGUCCCUCAUAAGCUCUGAUACCUCUUUACCUUCGGUUCCUUGUCAGUACCAUGUUCUCCCGGAACCGCUCAACCCAGUGCACUUGGAAGAUAUCGAUCUGGAGCCGUUUGCAUGGCCGCACGACUGCGUCUCGACCAGCAACAACGAAGACCUUCUGCUUGAUCCCCUGCCUCUUAACGCUUGCGACUUCCCGAUCGAAGCCCUCGACGGUGCGAGUGGUUGGGACGGAAAGAGAACGACGGAGAAGCGAGUUGACGGACGGACGUCGAGGCUGAACGAUGUGGGCUUCGACGAGAUCAAGAACUACUUCUACAUGCCAAUAACGAAGGCCGCCAAGGAGAUGAACGUGGGGUUGACGGUGCUGAAGAAGAGGUGCAGGGAGCUCGGGAUCGCCCGAUGGCCUCACAGGAAGAUGAAGAGCUUGAAGUCUCUGAUCCAUAACGUGCAGGAGUUGGGGAAGGGUGUCUGCGAGGAGAGCAUGAGGAAAGAGUUGGAGACAUUGGAGGACCACAAGAGGCUGAUGGAGGAGAACCCUGAGAUGCAAUUGACCGAGAGAACGAAGAAACUUAGGCAGGCUUGCUUCAAGGCUAAUUACAAGAGGAGGAGAUUGUCGCAGCAGUUCUAA